Molecule: messenger RNA, 261 nt
Organism: Sporothrix schenckii 1099-18
Lineage: Eukaryota; Fungi; Ascomycota; Sordariomycetes; Ophiostomatales; Ophiostomataceae
Exons: 2
Coding region: 1-261 (86 amino acids)
Source: RefSeq, a predicted model, not a curated record
AUGUCAGGAGAGAAGAGUGGGAACACAGCAACUGUCAAGGACAACUGGGACAACGAGGACAAGAGGGCAAAGGAAGGAGCAGAUCACAAGCAAAAUGAUACAGGGCAGGCACGAUGGGACUGGACGCGAGAACAUCCAGUGCAGCAAUCUAGUCCGACUUGCCUACUUCGGACACUUUUGUUUGCUACCUUCCCACUUUCAGCAGCGCACUUUCCGUACGAGCAACCCACGGUCAACUUUGCGGCGGUUGCGGGCCUUUGA